Molecule: messenger RNA, 1146 nt
Organism: Botrytis fragariae
Lineage: Eukaryota; Fungi; Ascomycota; Leotiomycetes; Helotiales; Sclerotiniaceae
Product: putative udp-n-acetylglucosamine transporter protein
Exons: 1
Coding region: 1-1146 (381 amino acids)
Biological process (GO): pyrimidine nucleotide-sugar transmembrane transport
Cellular component (GO): Golgi membrane
Molecular function (GO): UDP-galactose transmembrane transporter activity
Source: RefSeq, a predicted model, not a curated record
AUGAGUUCCUUCACCGACAACCUCCUCCCAAUCUAUAUCGUUGGAGAAACCAUACGCGCAAAUUACGCAUACUUUGCCUUUCAUACGGCUCCUCAGAUAACUCCAUCAUUGAUUGCGCUUCUUUCUGAAACUCUAAAGCUUGCUAUCGCAGCUAUAAUUAUCAAUCAUUCUGAGGAAGGUCUUUCUUCUAUAAGAAAAAAGUUCAAUAGGAACGGCUUCAGGGAUGUUCUGCAAUACGGUGUUCCAGCAGCCUUUUACCUCAUCAAUAACCUGAUAUAUUUCACGAUCCUGCCUUCCACAUCGCCGAGUCUUCUCCAAGUAUGUAUGCUUGCGAAAAUCCCAGCGACGGCGAUCCUGCAUCAUUUCUGGGUUAGGAAGCAAGGAAACGCUAGAUCGUGGAUAUCUCUUGGAUCCCUCUGCUCUGGGCUCUUUCUCUUCAACAUCCCCUCGGGCGAUGAUACAAAGGGUUGGCUUGUGGCUCCUAUGGCAGGACUGGUGAUAGCGGGAUUUUCUGCGAUCGCUAGCAUUGCUAGCGAGUCUCUUACCAAGACUGGGUCAUUUUGGGAAUCUCAACUAUGGCUUUACCUUUGGGGAGUUUUCUUUUCCAUCAUCUCAUACCCCAUCGCUACUUGGAUGACGGCUGAUCGCGGGACGAAUUCGAAUCUCUCGGUAACAUCUACUGCAACGAUUGCAAUAUAUUUCUCAUGUCUCACAUCCGGUGUCGGCUUGAUCGUUGCUGCUAUGCUGCGGAAAAAAGACAAUCUUACGAAAUUGGUUGGAACUUCGAUUAGUCUGCUCACGAUUGCGGCAACUCAGUAUGUCAUAUUCCCAGCAUUACGAUCAUCGGGCUUCACCGCGUGGAAGAUAAUGGGUGGAUUGGUAGUCAUAAUCUCAACUGGCUGUUAUAAUUAUUUCAAGGACACAUCUCCAGAGAACGUCAAUUCGUUGAGCCGGCUACUUCCCACCUCCAAUGAGUACACUCAAGAUGGCGAGCUCUCAAGAUCCGAGAAAUCAAUUGCUACCUCGACACUAGAAGGAACGAUCUCAUGGUUUCCUUUUAUUCACCAGAGAUCCCCAUCCACUUCGUACGGGUUGGUUGAAAGUCGGGAGGCUGAGAGCGAAGAGAGAUCGCCCAUCUGCCAGUAA